Molecule: messenger RNA, 3068 nt
Organism: Arvicola amphibius (Eurasian water vole)
Lineage: Eukaryota; Metazoa; Chordata; Mammalia; Rodentia; Cricetidae
Gene: Zdhhc18
Product: zinc finger DHHC-type palmitoyltransferase 18
Exons: 8
Coding region: 1-1149 (382 amino acids)
Biological process (GO): protein targeting to membrane; peptidyl-L-cysteine S-palmitoylation
Cellular component (GO): endoplasmic reticulum; Golgi apparatus
Molecular function (GO): protein-cysteine S-palmitoyltransferase activity
Source: RefSeq, a predicted model, not a curated record
AUGAAGGACUGCGAGUACCAGCAGAUCAGCCCCGGGGCUGCCCCGCCGCCCGCCUCCCCCGGGGCGCGCAGCUCCGGCCCCGCCGCGCCCCCCGCUCCGAGCCCCGGGCCCGCGCCCGGAGCACCGCGCUGGAGCGGCAGCGGCAGCGGCAGUGGCAGCGGGAGCCUGGGCCGCCGGCCGCGGCGUAAGUGGGAGGUGUUCCCGGGCCGCAACCGCUUCUACUGCGGCGGCCGCCUCAUGCUGGCCGGCCACGGCGGCGUCUUCGCGCUCACGCUGCUGCUCAUUCUCGGCACCACCGUCCUCUUCUUCUUCUUCAACUGUCCCUACCUGGCCCGCAGACUGACCCUGGCUAUCCCCAUCAUCGCUGCCCUGCUCUUCUUCUUCGUCAUGAGCUGCCUCCUGCAGACCAGCUUUACUGACCCUGGCAUCCUACCCCGGGCAACCAUCUGUGAAGCGGCUGCUCUGGAGAAGCAGAUCGACAACACAGGCAGCUCCACAUACCGACCGCCCCCUCGGACCCGGGAGGUGAUGAUCAACGGGCAGGUGGUGAAGCUGAAGUACUGCUUCACCUGUAAGAUGUUCCGGCCACCUAGGACCUCACACUGCAGUGUCUGCGACAACUGUGUGGAACGGUUUGACCAUCACUGCCCCUGGGUAGGCAACUGUGUCGGGAGACGGAACUACCGCUUCUUUUAUGCGUUCAUCCUCUCCCUCUCCUUCCUGACAGCCUUCAUCUUCGCCUGUGUGGUCACCCACCUGACUCUGCGUUCUCAAGAAAGCAACUUCCUCUUCACUCUGAAAGAGACACCAGCAAGUGUGCUGGAGUUGGUCAUCUGCUUCUUCUCGAUCUGGUCCAUCCUGGGCCUCUCAGGGUUCCACACUUACCUCGUCGCCUCCAACCUGACAACUAACGAAGACAUCAAAGGGUCUUGGUCCAGCAAGAGGGGCGGUGAGGCCUCUGUCAACCCCUACAGCCAUAAAAGUAUUGUCACCAACUGCUGUGCUGUGCUCUGUGGCCCCCUACCUCCCAGCCUGAUCGACCGGCGGGGAUUCGUGCAGUCUGACACUGUGUUGCCCUCGCCUAUCAGAAGUGACGAGCCAGCCUGUGGGGCCAAGCCAGACGCCAGCAUGGUAGGAGGUCACCCCUGAAUGUGACUCAGUGCUUGCCACCUGCCGCCCGCCCUCCACGCCUGCCAGGACCCUCCCCAUACCAUCAGAGGGAAGCAGAGCUGCCAAAGACUCCAGUCUUUUCGUAUUUAUUUCCCAUCCUGCGCAGCUUCCUCUGAACUGCCACUUAGCUGUGCCCUCUUGCUCCUCAAAUCCAGGUUCCCACUGUUUGGGCCCUAGGUCCCUGAACUGAUCAGUGGCAGGAGAGGCAAGCCACAGCCUCUGGAGGCCACCAAGGGAACCAUGCCAAGUCAACUGCCUGUGCCCAGGGAGACCCAGUGUGAGUGAGGGUGUGAACUGAGUGGGCAGCCAGAGGCAUGCUUGGACCCUAGGGAGCUGGGGCUUCUGGAAGCAGGACUGCUGAGCAGCUGGCCCUGAAGUCAGGCCAGCACCUGCCCUUGGACUCCCUGCUCUGGGGCUCCCGCAUUCCCUUUGAGAUGAGCAAGGCUAUUUUGGUGGUCUUUGGGGGGCAGUAUAUGGAAUUGGCCAGUAGGAUAGAGCUGGGGUACCAGUAGAGAACAUGGGCAGAGGGUGGGAGGCAGCCUGUGUCAGAGGAAGCCAAACCAGCCAUCCAGCCUCAGAACCUCAGCUCCUGUAGAGUCCUGGGCAGCACAUUAGGAAUGGGAAUGGGGACCUUCAAGGAUCCUUUCCUGUGCCACCCCCCCCCCCCAGAGCUAGAGAUGGGUGGGUUAGGUGAUGCUCACAGUACUUGAAACGGGUUUAUUGUUUGUUUGUUUGUUUGUUUAUUGUGUGUGCAGUAUUCUGACUGUGUGUAUGCCUGCAAGCCAGAAGAGGGCAGCAGACCCCAUUACAGAUGGCUGUGAGCCACCAUGUGGUUGCCGGGAAUUGAACUCAGGACCUUUGGAAGAGCAGGCAAUGCUCUUAACCACGGAGCCAUCUCUCCAGCCCUUGAAAUGGGUUUAUUAAUGCUGGGUAUUUUGCACAAUUUUAUAGACCUCUUUUUUUACACGGCCUUUUUUAAAAAAUAGACUUUAAUGUGUUACUAUCUGUAUAGUGCCAAGUCAAGGGUUUUCAGAAGGCUAGGUGGUAUAAUAAAUGUUGUACAGCAGAUCUAGCUAUGAGAGUGAGUGUGUGUGUGUGUAUGUGUAUGUGUGCGCGCGCAUGCGUGCACCUGUGUGCAAAUACAGCUGACUUCCAUUUCCCUGGGCUAUUCCAUCUCUCUCUUACCCUGUGUUCAGAAGCAGCCUGACACAUAGGGGCUGGGAAGAUGGUACAUUAUUCACAAGAGACCCCUGGGCUCCUGCCCUUCCCUUCUACCAUAGCCUUCAGACAAACAGUGACUAGGGACUCUACCACCCAGCCCCCAGGUCAGGCUCCCAGCUGUAACCUGUCCCAACAGGCUGAGGCUAGGUGUGGUGGGUGGGGUGACGGGUCUGGGGAGCGGGAGCAGCUGCCAUUCUGCAAGCCACAUCCCCUCCUUGGCGCUCUGCUCUGUAUCUGCCCCCCCCCCCAUGCUAAAGAGUAGGAGACAACACAUUUCUGCUAAUUAGGAAUGAAGGAAGAAGCAGAAUAGGCCAGGAGGUGUGUGGGUUGGCCAGGACCUCAUAACACAUUGUCCUGCUGCUGGGAUCUGUAGUUUCUAAUCAAAAUAGAGACUUGUUCUUUUAGGACCCCCACUUUGGCCCUUCAGGUGGGCUGAAGCCCUUGGAUCAUAGCAUAGGAAGUCACUCCAACUUCUCUGCCUUGCUCCUAAGGCUAGUGGGUCCCAGACAGAGCUGGGGAGUGCGCUAGCUGGGAGAAACAGCUUCAGAGCCCUAGGCCAUCCUGCAGUGGCUCUGGGAGGUUGAUGAGGGGCUGGAAGAGGCUCCCUAACCUGCCUUUUAUUUAAGCCAGUAUUCAUUUGUUCCUGCUUGUAAUAAAACUUCGUUUUUAAGAGCUGA